AUGGCGGACACCGAACACGCGGGCACUGCUACUCGUAGCAUGUCCAAGGACGAAGGUCGCCUACGCGAAUUGGGCUACAAGCAAGAACUGAAGCGCGAUUGGUCGUUGAUGCACAACUUUGGUGUCUCUUUCUCCAUCAUUUCGGUCAUCACCGGUAUAACGACGCUGUUCAGCUAUGGAUUGAAUACUGGCGGACCGGGCGUCAUGUCCUGUGGCUGGCUUGUUGUCUCAUUUUUCACCAUGUUCGUUGGUCUGGGGAUGGCUGAAAUUGUCUCAGCGAUUCCCAGCGCCGGAGGCCCCUAUUUCUGGGCUGCAAUCCUGGCACCCAGGAAAUGGGCUCCUUUUGCGAGUUGGGUUACAGGGUGGUUCAAUCUGCUGGGCCAGGUCGCUGUCACCACCGGUAUCACCUUUGGCUGCGCAGGACUUAUUUCCACCCUGGCGAGCAUCAAUGGUUACGAACCCACGGCAGGCAAAACCCUGGGUAUCUAUGCGGCGCUUUUGACUUCGCAUGGCAUAGUCAACUCCUUCGGCGUGCACAUUUUGCGCUACUUGAACAACACUUCCAUAGUUCUCCAUUCUUUAGGCGUCUUCAGUUUUGCCGUCGCGGUUGUCGCCAAAGCCCCUCACCAUCAGUCUGCCAAAUUUGUGUUCGCCACGUUCUAUGAUGGUACUGGUGAUCCAGGCUGGUCGGUUAGGGCAUCUUCCGCCUACGUCGCCUGUAUCGGUAUCCUGAUGUCUCAAUAUACAAUUACUGGUUUUGAUGCUAGUGCGCAUCUGUCCGAGGAAACCCAGAAUGCAUCCUGGUCGGCGCCCAUUGGAGUCCUCAUGUCGAUUGGCUGCUCCGCUGUCUUCGGCUGGUUUCUCAUCCUCUGUCUUCUGUUCAGCAUCCAGGAUUUCCAGGCCACAGUCAGCUCAGUGUACGGUCAACCGGUUCUUCAAAUUCUGGUCGAUGUGUUUGGCAAAACUGGGGCUAUCGUGCUCUUCGUUUUAGUUAUAUUCUGCGUUUGGCACUGUGGCCUGUUCAGCUUGACUUCCAACUCACGAAUGAUGUUCAGCUUUGCUCGUGAUGGCGGCAUCCCUCACUUCUUCCACAAAGUGGAUGCACGAUUCCGAAGUCCCAUCCGCACCGUCUGGCUCGCUGCAUUUCUGGCUUUUCUUCUGGCAGUACCCAGUCUCGGAUCAUCUGUCGCAUUCGCUGCGGCAACUUCGAUCGCGACCAUCGGCCUCUACAUAUCGUAUGGGCUUCCUAUCUUGAUCGGCAUGGUGAAUCCACAGGGCUUUAUUCAUGGGCCUUUCAAUCUCAAGUGGGCCUCACGACCUGUGGCACUGAUCGCAUGCCUGUGGAUUGGUUUCAUCACCAUCAUCUUCUGCCUGCCUGAGCUCAACCCUGUCAACUCGCAGACGCUCAACUAUACUCCUGUCGCCGUCGGUAUCAUUGCGGUAUGGUGUCUUGCCAGCUGGUUCUUGUGGGCGAGAAGAUGGUUCAAGGGUCCCAUUCGACAGGUGGAGGCCGAGGUGGCCGGGGUCAAUGUGGACGACCCUGAUGCGAUGGACCGAGCUGAGAGGGAAGGGAGGAUCCCUGAACUCGAGGAGCCUGUUGGCAACGAGAAGAGCAUACUGGCCACUAUGAAGCAGAAUUACAAUUGA
This is a messenger RNA of Fonsecaea multimorphosa CBS 102226, 1647 nucleotides long. RefSeq lists its product as uncharacterized. The transcript has 2 exons. Gene Ontology annotation, biological process: transmembrane transport. The record is from RefSeq and is a predicted model, not a curated record. Gene Ontology annotation, cellular component: membrane. The coding region runs from base 1 to 1647 and encodes 548 amino acids. NCBI's taxonomy places the organism in Eukaryota, Fungi, Ascomycota, Eurotiomycetes, Chaetothyriales, Herpotrichiellaceae. Gene Ontology annotation, molecular function: transmembrane transporter activity.